Messenger RNA from Opisthorchis viverrini, 345 nucleotides. RefSeq lists its product as hypothetical. The transcript is spliced from 2 exons. Bases 1 to 345 code for a protein of 114 amino acids. The record is from RefSeq and is a predicted model, not a curated record. Lineage: Eukaryota; Metazoa; Platyhelminthes; Trematoda; Opisthorchiida; Opisthorchiidae.
AUGUCCUCACUGCACGGUGAGAGAUCGGCUAACGAGGCACUCGCAGCUCUACGCAUGAUUCGGCGCAAUUUCUCCCGAAUUACCCACAAGGACCUCCAAAUGUUUUAUGAGGCCUACCACGGAGUUAAGCAGGAAUGGAGAGAGUUGGUAUCCCUAAUGGACACCGCUUUGUGUAUAGAACCUGCCGGAGAGCUCGCCAUAUACUCCAACACGCCCGGAAGUCUGGGAAUACAAAGAGCUUAUUAUGUUCACGAACUUCCGGGGCAUUUCUUGGCGGACAAGUAUGUCAAGCAGAACAGGCCGGUCAGCCGAGUCAAAUGCGCCUUGGAAAUCCAGAAACACUGA